GUUGGCUCUGGUGAGCAUUUGCAUGACUAAGAGCAUAGUGGGGGAGGACCUGGUCUAUUGUUGCAGAUACUAGGUUGACGGUGGACAGUUGGUUGACAGACAUGGGCAGCAGUGCGUUAGCAGUUCUCUCACUUGUGGCGCUCUUCCUCCAUCAAGGAGAGGCGAUCAAAUGCUACGUGUGCUCAUCCCAACGAGACCCAGUUGCAAGGAUCCGUUCAUCAGCAAUCAGCACGAGCACUUACUAACCCACUGCUCGCAGGACAGUAUGAGGAACAUCAAUGACAUCAUCCCGGGGGUGUUCAGCAACUUCGGCUACCACACUUCUCAGCCGGAGGACUUCGCCUGCGUCAAAGCGGUCACUAGACACUAUGACCGGGAGGAGGUGGUAAGGAGUUGCAGCAUCCCACGGGCAGACACCUUCGACGUCUGCAGCCAACUAAAGUCGCGCGACCUCACGUUCUGUGAGACCUGCACCUCAGAAUCUUGCAAUGGGGCGCGGGGCCUCGCCCCCUUGGCUCUCCUAGCAGCCGCUCCUGUCCUAGCCCUACUCUUCAACAAGUACUGACCAGAUAUCUGUCUCAAAGACAACACUUUAGAGCCGUGGUGGCAUUACAUCAGGAGUUUUAGAUUCUAUACAGGUUAGCAACGCUAAGCAGAAUUGUUACUAAGAAUCGCCACGGCCUUUUGUAUAAUGAACGCAAAUGGUUCCUUUCUAAAUUGACAUGGAAGAUUAAAUAUACAAAGAUGUAUCCUUUUUAAUUUUUUGAUAAAAUGGAUAUAUCUUUAGAAAUGGUGCUUAAACCUAUUAUCUCUAUAAAAACACAGCACCGUAAUACUUACAACAAUAAACCAAUAACUGAAUAUAUAAUAAAACUCUAAUAAUAUGUAAGUUUGUAGAUACUGUCAAACUACUAGUAAUUUAUUAUAUGUUAUUUUUAUAACCGAUGAUGUAAUAGUUUUUAAGUUUUAUUGUCACUACUAUUAAAGACAUUUAACAAUUGUUUCUGUUCUACUGCUUGA
This is a messenger RNA of Homalodisca vitripennis (glassy-winged sharpshooter), 1020 nucleotides long. RefSeq lists its product as uncharacterized. Gene Ontology annotation, biological process: positive regulation of voltage-gated potassium channel activity; sleep; regulation of synaptic transmission, cholinergic. The record is from RefSeq and is a predicted model, not a curated record. Lineage: Eukaryota; Metazoa; Arthropoda; Insecta; Hemiptera; Cicadellidae. The coding region runs from base 170 to 565 and encodes 131 amino acids. The transcript is spliced from 3 exons.